AUGAAAGCGGUAACACUCCGAUGGCAUACCUAUCGUGUAAUAAUCGUAACUUCGCUUCUUUGGUGUAUUCUUUGCGUUUGUGUUAUUCUCUAUUAUAUGGACUGUUUGCUCAAUAAUAACAUUAGUUGUAGAAAUCCAUUACUUUUAAGGACUAAAACUGAAACAAAUCGUCAACAUCAUGAACAUCAUGAACGUUUGCAAAGUAAUCUAAUUAAUUCAGAGGUUCACGACUUUAAUACAUUAAAAUCCAUGUUUUCCGUCACUUAUAAACCCGAGGAACUUAGCACGUGGGCGCCUGUCGAAACAAAUAAAACAAAUCCAGUGAAAUGGUUGGGCGAGUUUGGAAAGGGAGUCAAUAUUGGACCCGAAGAGUUGGACCUAAAGAAUGAGUUGUUUGAAGUCAAUAAAUUCAAUCUAUUGGCCAGCGAUAGGAUUGCAUUCAACAGAUCCAUUCCAGACGUCAGAUUAGAGGGUUGCAAACAUAAGUCUUAUCCAAAAUUACUUCCAACCACUUCAGUGAUAAUAGUGUUUCACAACGAGGCUUGGAGUACAUUUAUAAUACAAAGAUCUCCGAAAUCCCUCCUCAAAGAAAUCAUUUUAGUAGACGACGCGAGUGAAAGAGAUUUUUUAGGCAAACAAUUAGAAGAAUAUGUAUCGAAAUUACCGGUUCGGGUGAUAGUUCUCCGGACGGGCAAACGGUCGGGUCUAAUACGGGCCCGACUUAUAGGCGCUAAGGAAGCCAAAGGACAAGUCAUUACUUUCUUAGACGCUCACUGCGAGUGUACGAAGGGAUGGCUCGAACCACUUCUCUCCAGAAUUGUUGAGGACAGAACUAGAAUAGCCUGUCCUAUAAUCGAUGUUAUAAAUGAUGAAACCUUUGAAUACACGCCGGCGUCGGAUAUGACUUGGGGUGGAUUUAGUUGGAAACUUAAUUUUCGAUGGUUUCGCAUUCCUAAGCGAGAAAUGAAACGAAGAGCCGAAGACCGCACACAACCGAUUCGAUCACCCACAAUGGCCGGUGGUUUGUUUGCAAUGGAUAAGCAAUACUUUGAGUUAUUGGGCAAAUAUGACGAGGGAAUGGAGAUCUGGGGCGGAGAGAACCUGGAGUUGAGUUUCCGGGUCUGGAUGUGUGGCGGGUCUCUUGAGAUCGUCACGUGUUCACACGUGGGACAC
Molecule: messenger RNA, 1173 nt
Organism: Oppiella nova
Lineage: Eukaryota; Metazoa; Arthropoda; Arachnida; Sarcoptiformes; Oppiidae
Source: the annotation of a GenBank genome assembly